Messenger RNA from Anopheles aquasalis, 2329 nucleotides. RefSeq lists its product as uncharacterized. Gene Ontology annotation, biological process: mRNA export from nucleus. NCBI's taxonomy places the organism in Eukaryota, Metazoa, Arthropoda, Insecta, Diptera, Culicidae. Gene Ontology annotation, molecular function: mRNA binding. Gene Ontology annotation, cellular component: nucleus. The record is from RefSeq and is a predicted model, not a curated record.
AAGAUCGGCCUUUGUGGUCCCAGCAGAGAUCGAAAUCAGGUAAAUUCGUGUAAAACAGCGAGUUAAGACGAGCGUUUUUGUAGCAUAGCGUCGCCUGCUGGUUUCGUGCAAGGCAUUCGACGCGACAUCUAAAAACAGUUGAGCGCUCUCUAUCCGUUAAGAAAAUCCCGCGAAGUACGGAGGAGUCGCCUCUGCUAUUGACAUCGGCGCCAGCACGGCGGGCCGGCUCCUUUUAACCGCUCUACAGCGUCGUAACGGUUGGUGGGAAGACGUUGACUUCGUGAAUCAGAUAAAAAAAAACGGCCGUACGCGCAUUAACUUUCGGCAAUAUGGGGGACGUUAUGGGCCUGAGCCUUGACGAAAUUAUCAAGAAGGGCAAAAUCGAUCGUAAAACAAAAGGAAACAACACCAGUGGCCUACCAAAGUCGGCACCGCCACGAAAGAACAUUGGCGCACGGCGCUUCAGUAUCGCGUCGGAAAACCGCACCGACUCGAAGCGGAAGCCAAAGCCGGUUGUGGACGCACGGUUGAAGAUCAUAGAAAAGAAUCGCUCGAAGAUAGUAGAUGCGCGCGACAAGCUGGUCGAGCUGACCCGUGCUGCAGGCGACGUACGCCAGCGAUUGGUGCGCAAGGGCCUGGGCCGAGGUGGUGAUGUCGGAUCUGGGUUCGCACCAGUGACCAGCGGCAACGGGGUGCACAAGGGCAUGGGACAUCAGUCCCGCCGCCAACAGUAUCACCAGAAAUCAUCGGGAAUCAGACAGGCCAGGCUGAUGGACCAUUACGGUAUGCCGGGGCCCGACGAACUGGAUUCCAUGGAGAUAGAUGAUGAAAGAUUGAUGCACGGUGGCAACAUACGGGUCGUACCGAUCUCUUCACUUAAACGAACUGUACUGAACGAGAGCUAUAACAUGCCCAUAUCGAUGCCACCGUUGCCCACCUUCCGCGCCGUGCGCCAAUCAUCGCCGCCCUCAAGCGUCGCGGGUUGGAUGAGCGAUCCGUUCGAAUGCUACGAGCCGAUACGCCGGCCGAACCUACAGGCAGCACUGCCACCAUCAGUGCGCCCCGCACACCCACCAUACGAACCGUCAGCCGUUCGGCCGCGUAGCAACAUACGCUCUACAUCCACAACGCGCCGACCCACCUCACCACUGGCGGGCGUCGGUGGAUUGCCGCCCGAGUUGUUGUCGUCGACGAUGCGAGCCCGGUUGGAGCGAGCCCCUAAUCCAGCCGAGUCGAUGGGCAUCUUCGCCAAGAUGCCGCCCGAUGAGCCUAUUUACUCGUACAAACCUGCUACAUUCGGGGCAGGCUCAUCAUACGGGAUAUAUUCGCCUGCUCCAGCUUCGCCACCGCGCGCCGUCGCCAGCGGUUUCCGCAUUAUUGUUAGCAACCUGCACCACAAUGUGACGCAGCAGGAUAUUAAGGAGCUCUUCGAGGACGUCGGAGAUUUGCUGGAAUCGCGCCUGGUUCGUACGGGGGUCGCCGAGGUCAUCUAUCGUACGCUGGGCGAUGCAGAAAAGGCUGUAGACGCCUAUCAUAACCGCCAGCUGGAUGGGCAGCCGAUGAACUGUUUGCUGGUUCAUCCGCGCUCCAGUAAACCAAUUUCAUCAGCCAUCAAGUAUGGCAGCAGUGGCACAACGCUGGCAUCGGCGGUACCAACGACAAGUCGCGCCGUUACCGUCAGAUCGUCCGUUGCCACUAUUCCACCGGGCAAGAGCCUCACCACCAGCAGCAGCAACAAUUUUGGCGGCAACUCCAACAGUGGCGGCGGUAGCGGCAGCGGCCGAGGUCCGGGCGGCACAAAUAAACCAGAUCGUACAAUGGAGAUAGACAUCGACACGCUGCACUCGGUACUAUUCCGGCGCAAAUACUAAGUCGAUAGCCUUAGCGAUUACCGUAAGUCGAUAGCCUUAAGAACCCACGUAAUUAUCGCUGAACCGCAUGUGAGAUAGAGAGAGAUUGAGAGAUGAGGUUGGUGAAAUUGCAGAGAAAGUAAACGAAAAUGAAAAUCUAACCGAAUGACCAGGCUCGCACCUAACAUUUCUGUUGCAAACGUUGCGUUGAGCUUGGUCAGGUUAACAGUAACUGGCAGAAGAUGAACGGCAGGCGAGCGAGUUUUGUUUUGCUGAAGCUGAGAACUUAUAUCCAAGAUGAAUUCGGAUAAUUUCAAAUGUGAUCGAAAUUAAACAAUCGAAGUUAAUGUAAUCAGUUUUCUCAACAAUCAGUUUCUAUUCCUAAAAACAAAAAAAAAAUGCGAAAACAAGUAUUCACAAGUAGGGGCACGCAUUUUCUAUCGCCCAACGAAAUGCAUCGUUUGUGCAUCAUCUCAUGG